Molecule: messenger RNA, 2882 nt
Organism: Toxotes jaculatrix (banded archerfish)
Lineage: Eukaryota; Metazoa; Chordata; Actinopteri; Toxotidae
Gene: abcf1
Product: ATP-binding cassette, sub-family F (GCN20), member 1
Exons: 25
Coding region: 122-2566 (814 amino acids)
Molecular function (GO): ATP binding; ATP hydrolysis activity
Source: RefSeq, a predicted model, not a curated record
GACGCGUCAUUACGUCGCUGGGCCGCAUGACAUGUGUGUAGCUGAGAAACGUAAUUUGAUAGAAAAAAAGGACAUAGUUUUAGCUAGGUUAUUUUCAUAAAGUCCCUGUCACAGUAACAAAAUGCCCAGGAAAGCGAAAGAAGAAGCAGAGUGGGUGGACGAUGAUGUCGCCCCGCCGGCGGCUGAAAAAACUGUGAAGAAGGUGAAGAAGGAUAAAAAGGGGAAAAAGAGUUUCUUUGAGGAACUUGCCACAGAUAGCAAACCGGAAACUGUCCAAGAGGUGGCUGUGAAAGACACAAAAGGAAAACAGCCUCAGAAAAAGAAGAAAGACCGGCGGAAAAAAGAUGGAGAUGCAGAUGAGGACGGUGACGACGACGACGUCAUGCUGAAGCUGAAAAAGCUCUCAGUGCAAGCAAGUGAUGAGGAAGAGGAACCAGUCAUUGCCCCCAGUAAAGGAAACAAGAAGAAUAAGGGUGGAAACAUCUUUGCUGCUCUUAGCCAGGGCCAGAGUGAUGAGGAUGAGGAUGAGGAUGAAGAUGCUGAUGCAGACGAAGAAGAUAAACCAGGGAAAAAGUCACCAGAAGAUGAUGAUGAGAACAAGAAGCCAAAGAGGGGGAAGAAAGAGCAACACAAGAAAGAGAAAGGAAAGCCUGCGGAGCGAUCGCGCAGCCAGGAUGAAGACGAGGAGGAGGAGGACAGCGACGGAGGUGACAUGAUGAUGAGUGCUGAGGAUGUCAUCGCAGAACAGGCCAAGCAGCAGGGAGACGACCCAUAUGCUAACCUUAGCAAAAAGGAGAAGAAGAAGAAAAAGAAACAGAUGGAGUAUGAGCGUCAGGUGGCCAGUGUCCGUGCUCAGAACGCCUUGGAGGGAGAUUUCUCCAUUUCCCAGGCUGAGAUGUCGUCCAGACAGGCCAUGCUGGAGAAUGCUUCUGAUAUCAAGCUGGAGAGGUUCAGCAUAUCUGCUCACGGCAAGGAGCUUUUCGUCAAUGCUGACCUUCUGAUCGUGGCAGGAAGAAGAUAUGGUUUGGUUGGACCAAAUGGCAAAGGAAAGACCACCCUACUGAAACACAUAGCCAACAGAGCUCUCAGUAUUCCCCCCAACAUUGACGUGCUGCUGUGCGAACAGGAGGUGGUAGCCGACGACACGCCGGCAGUGCAGGCGGUGCUGAAAGCAGACACCCGCCGCCUGAAGCUUCUGGAGGAGGAGAAGCAGCUGCAGGCUCGUCUGGAGAAGGGAGAGGACGCUGUGGCUGAGAGGCUAGAGAAGGUCUAUGAAGAGCUGAGGGCAAUUGGAGCUGCAGCAGCCGAGGCCAAAGCCAGAAGGAUUCUGGCUGGUCUGUCAUUUACCCCCGAGAUGCAGAACAGACCCACCAAGAGGUUCUCUGGAGGCUGGAGAAUGAGAGUCUCCCUUGCCAGAGCUCUGUUCAUGGAACCCACACUACUGAUGCUGGACGAACCCACAAACCACCUGGAUCUGAAUGCAGUCAUCUGGCUCAACAACUACCUUCAAGGCUGGAAGAAGACGCUCCUCAUAGUUUCCCAUGACCAGAGUUUCCUUGAUGAUGUGUGUACAGAUAUCAUCCACUUAGACAACCAGAAGCUCUACUAUUACAGGGGGAACUACUUGACCUUCAAGAAGAUGUAUGUGCAAAAGCAGAAGGAACUGCAGAAACAGUACGACAAGCAGGAGAAGAAACUCAAAGAGCUCAAGGCUGGUGGCAAGUCCACCAAACAGGCUGAGAAGCAGACAAAGGAGGCCCUGACCAGAAAGCAGCAGAAAGGCAAGAAGAAAGGAGGUCAGGAGGAGGAGAGCCAGGAGGCCACAGAGCUGCUGAAGAGGCCUAAAGAAUACACCGUCAAGUUUACCUUCCCCAACCCUCCUCCUCUCUCACCACCCAUACUGGGACUACACAGUGUUGACUUCGGCUACGACGGUCAGAAGCCUCUGUUCAAAAAUGUGGACUUUGGAAUUGACAUGGACUCCAGGAUUUGUAUAGUUGGCCCAAAUGGUGUUGGGAAGAGUACCCUGCUGCUGCUGCUCACUGGGAAAUUAAAUCCUACUAAAGGUGAGAUGAGGAAGAACCAUCGUCUGAAAGUGGGCUUCUUCAACCAGCAGUACGCUGAUCAGUUGAACAUGGAGGAGGCUGCGACAGAGUACCUGAUGAGGAACUUCAACCUUCCCUACCAGGACAGCAGGAAGUGCCUGGGACGUUUUGGCCUGGAGAGCCACGCCCACACCAUUCAGAUCUCCAAACUCUCUGGGGGUCAGAAGGCCAGAGUGGUGUUUGCUGAACUGGCCUGUCGUCAGCCGGAUGUGCUGAUCUUGGACGAACCCACCAACAAUUUGGACAUCGAGUCAAUCGAUGCCUUAUCAGAGGCCAUUAAUGAAUACAAAGGAGCUGUGAUCAUUGUGAGUCACGACGCCCGGCUCAUCACAGAAACUCAGUGUCAGCUGUGGGUGGUGGAGGACUGCACGGUCAACCAGAUCGACGGAGACUUUGACGAUUACAAGCGGGAGGUGUUGGAGGCUCUGGGAGAGACCAUGGUCAACAAGAUCAAUGCAUGAGCGCGCAGAGGACACACUGCUGUGCUACACCCAUCAUACGCUACCUACACUCCACCUGGAUCGGUCGGCAUGUCUCACAAAGAAACGCUGAUAUUAAAAAAUAAAAUAUUGGAUUUGUUGGAGGAUUUGUUGUAUCUAUUCCCUCCUGGACUGUAACAUCUUUAAUGGGUUGCAGUUGGACAGAUACUGGAGUGUUAAUGGAACAUUAAUUGCUAAAAAAAAUAUAUAUAUAGGGAUAAAUGAUAAUUCUUGAAUAAUGAUCUGUGGUCAAGAUCUACUAAAGCUAAAUAAUAAAAUACAUCCAUUUUUCAUCAUG